This is a messenger RNA of Austrofundulus limnaeus, 380 nucleotides long. RefSeq names its product C-type mannose receptor 2. Lineage: Eukaryota; Metazoa; Chordata; Actinopteri; Cyprinodontiformes; Rivulidae. The record is from RefSeq and is a predicted model, not a curated record.
GGUCGGAGUUUCACCUGGUUGGGUGAUGAAGAAGUGAAAUACUCCAACUGGAAAGAUGGAGAGCCCAAUCAGAUGGCAGGAUGUGGUCACAUGACCACUACAGGCCAGUGGACCAUGACUCCCUGUGACGCUAAACUGGAGGCUGCGAUUUGUCAGAUUAAAGAUGAGCCUGUCAAUCAUCAGUGGAUCUACCCCGGACUGUGCCCCCGCUCUGUGGGCGAGUGGGCCUGGGUGCCCUACAGAAACCACUGCUACGCCUUCAACCUGCAGCUCGUCAGACUGCAGCAGGACGCGCGCUCCUCCUGCAAAAAAAUGGGAGCAGAACUUCUGUCCAUCCUGGACGAGGCGGAGAACGGCUUCAUAUGGGAACACAUCCAGAC